GUGAAAUUAACAAUUAAUUGACAUAGACAAGUGCUGCAGGUACGAUGAUAAAGCAUUGCCUGGCGUGGAUAUCUUUGUAUGCACAGCAGAUCCAGUGAUAGAACCGCCAACAAUGGUGAUCAACACAGUGCUAUCGAUGAUGGCAUAUGAUUACCCACCUGACAAACUAGGUGUGUAUCUGUCAGAUGAUGGUGGAUCGGAUUUAAUAUUCUAUGCACUGUUAGAGGCAGCGCACUUCUCCAAAGAAUGGCUGCCAUUUUGUAGGAAGUUCAAAGUGGAGCCAAGAUCACCGGAGGCAUACUUUCGGACUGCCGCCACCAAUCCACCAUCGCAUGAUUCUUUCAUGACCAAGGAGUGGUUGAUGAUCAAGAAAUUAUAUGAAGACAUGAAGAUUCGUAUCGAGACCACGACAAAGUUUGGCAGUGUUUCAAAUAACCUGCGUCAACAACACAAAGGAUUCUGUGAGUGGGACUUGGUUUCGAGCAGACGAGACCACCAGACCAUUCUUCAAAUAUUAAUCGAUGGAAGAGAUCCAGAAGCCUUGGAUGUUCAAGGACAAGCUUUGCCAACCCUGGUAUACUUGGCACGUGAAAAGAGGCCUCAAUAUCACCAUAAUUUCAAAGCAGGAGCACUGAAUGCUUUGAUAAGGGUGUCCUCAAAGAUAAGCGAUGGACCGGUAAUUCUUAAUGUUGACUGCGACAUGUAUUCAAAUAAUUCUGAAUCAAUCAGAGAUGCUCUCUGCUUUUUUCUGGAUCAAGAGAAAGGGCAUGAGAUUGCUUACGUGCAAUAUCCACAGAACUUCGAUAACAUCACUCAGAAUGAGAUCUACGGCAAUUCCCUGAGAGUACUAAUGGAGGUGGAACACCCGGGAUUUGACGGCAAUGGAGGGCCUUGCUAUAUUGGAACAGGAUGCUUUCACCGGAGAGAGACACUUUGUGGGAAGAAGUACAGCAAGGAAUUCAAGGCUGAAUGGAGAUCAGAGAACAAUAGGAACAGCGAAGAAAGUUCUAGUGCCCUGGAAGAAUCAUGCAAAUCUCUUGCAACUUGUGCAUUUGAGCAGAACACAGAGUGGGGGAAGGAGAUGGGUUUGAAAUAUGGCUGUGCAGUAGAGGACAUAAUCACAGGACUGUCUAUACAAUGCAGAGGUUGGAAAUCCGUCUACUUCAUUCCAGAAAGGAAGGCCUUCUUAGGCGUUGCUCCCACCACUCUUAUGCAGAACCUAAUACAACACAAGAGAUGGUCUGAAGGACAAUUUCAGAUUUUCCUAUCUAAAUACUGCCCCUUGGUUUAUGGACAUAAAAGGAUCCCUCUGAAACUUCAACUUUCAUACGUUCCCUACAAUCUAUGGGCUCCCAACAGUUUGGCUAUGCUAUACUAUGUUGUUGUGCCAUCCCUUUGCCUCCUCAAAGGCAAAGCUUUAUUUCCACAGAUAUCAAGCCCUUGGGUCCUACCAUUUCCCUGUGUGGUCCUCGCAAACCGAGCAUACAGCCUGUGGGAAUUUCUAAGCUGCGGAGGCACAUUGCAGGGGUGGUGGAAUGAGCAAAGGAUUUGGAUGUUCAAAAGAACAACAUCAUACUUAUUUGGCUUCCUUAGCACUGUCCUGGAGCUACUGGGAUUAUCUAAGGCAACAUUUACCGUAACAGAAAAGGUGGUGGAUGAGGAUGUGUCUCAGAGAUAUGAGCAAGAGGUCAUGGAAUUUGGCACGAAAUCACCCAUGUUUAACAUUAUAGCAACACUGGCUAUGCUCAACUUGCUCAGCUGCAUUGGGGCAAUAAAAAGGGUUAUCGUCGAUAACAAGACCUUGGACCUACUUGCUUUGCAGAUGCUUCUAAGUGGCCUCUUGGUUUGCCUAAACCUGCCUGUGUACAAAGGGCUGUUCUUUCGUAAGGACAGUGGCAGCAUGCCUCCCUCAGUAACACUCUUCUCAAUCAUUUUCGCUCUGUUAGCUAGCAGUAUAGCCAUGUACUAACUUACUCUAAUCAUAUGUUAAGAUAAAAAAAAAGGUGCCUGCUCCCACAUCAAAUGUUUUAGGUUAAUAAGACCCCCGUCUCUUUGUACACUUAGCUUUCGCAUGAAAGGAGGAACUGCAACACUUGAACAAGCUUUGGAACUAAAAUGAUAAUUCCUGU
Messenger RNA from Rubroshorea leprosula, 2129 nucleotides. Lineage: Eukaryota; Viridiplantae; Streptophyta; Magnoliopsida; Malvales; Dipterocarpaceae. The record is from the annotation of a GenBank genome assembly.